Seminavis robusta is the source of this 519-nucleotide messenger RNA. The record is from the annotation of a GenBank genome assembly. NCBI's taxonomy places the organism in Eukaryota, Bacillariophyta, Bacillariophyceae, Naviculales, Naviculaceae.
AUGCCCAAAUCCAAGAACAAGCGAAAGAAACCAAAGCUGCUGGCUCAUGAGUCCGCGUUGCUGGAUGACGAGGAGCUCUCGGAUGUGACGCACCCCAAUGCCUCGUCGAGAUGGCUCUAUGCUGCCAGUACUGACGAGACAACGUUGGACAAGGCGAGGAUAUUGAUUUACAGGCACAUGGCCGACAAGGAAUUCGAGCAUUUGAUGACACACAAUCAGCUUCCCGACACGCAGCCGUAUCAAACUAUCACGCGGUCGCAAGAUGGACGGACCUAUUGCGAGAGUUAUCUUCGAAGCAACAAAUUUGUGGACACCAGCCCCACGACAGUGGUAGAGUUCAAUUGCAGCAAGACAAUGAUUGACGGCUUCUACGACAUCCAGCGAAAGCCGGAAGACGGUUGCCUCAGCCACGGACUUGGGCACAAAGCUGGAAAAACCCUGUUUGUUUUCAAUGGUGCGCUUGGUGAGGGAGACUCUACUUGGCGCAUAGUCCUAGUAAAACGAGGAUUUAGAGGUUGA